This is a messenger RNA of Daldinia loculata, 2100 nucleotides long. RefSeq lists its product as uncharacterized. NCBI's taxonomy places the organism in Eukaryota, Fungi, Ascomycota, Sordariomycetes, Xylariales, Hypoxylaceae. Bases 155 to 1468 code for a protein of 437 amino acids. Gene Ontology annotation, cellular component: nucleus. The record is from RefSeq and is a predicted model, not a curated record. The transcript has 2 exons. Gene Ontology annotation, molecular function: zinc ion binding; DNA-binding transcription factor activity, RNA polymerase II-specific.
ACGAAUCGGUGAAAGGGGACCCGCCUUCAAGGUGAUUUGAAGAACGAAGAGCCGCGCCGUAUCUUUCCUCUCGUAAUACUGUCGCAACAUCCUUUUUAAAGGACACUACUUCAAGUGAAGCUCAGACUCUCAGUAUAGAGAUCUACAUAUAAAGAUGGCGACGAUGGCGACGAUGACGACUGCAGAGGCUGUUGGCCCAGCUACGGAGUGUGCUCCGAAGCACAGGGCUUGUGAUGAAUGCCGCACGCGUAAGCUAGCUUGCACCAAAGAGCCCGAGGGCUGCUCUCGUUGUAAGCGCGAGGGCAUCGCCUGCCACUACUCUCCCCAGAAGCAGAUGGGUCGCCCACGAAAACGUCCCCGAGAUGAAUCGAGCAAUGACACUACGAAUGCCGUCUCCGCGAAUAAGAACGCCAUGACCGAGAUCCCGCCGGAUACUGAAGACCUCGGCUUGUCUUUUAUUAACUUUCUGGCGGCGGGCGAACCCAACGUUAACAAUCUUGACGCGCCGAUAAGUUCGCCGCAAGAGAAGGGCUUCUCGUGGUCCUUUGGGUACGCGGGGGAUAGCCUUGGGGAUGUAGGCUUCGACUCUGUACCUGAGACCGCGCCGUCGUUCUCCUCGUUGAAUAUCGACCCGUCCCUCUUUGUAUCGGCGGCAGACCUACCGAGCAUAGAUCAACUGCCGAACCUAACGCCUAGUUCAGCUGCAACGCCCGAAAGUGUGGGAAGUUCAUGCAGUACCGCCCCAGCGGCUAAGCCGACGAGUUGUGCGCAUACCGCGGCCUUAUACCUCGCCCUCGACUCGAUGCAGAAACAGCCCGAAGGCGUCGAAGAAUCGAUCCGGCACGCGCGAAAAGCGACGAAGACGGCUUACGACGCGGUGUACUGCCCCGUGUGCUCGUUUAGGCUCGAUCCACCAGAUCACAACUCGGGGCCAGAUAUCAUGCGUUCAUUCCAGAACCUAAUGCUGCUCGCAGCCCUAAUCCCGAGCAUCGUACACGCCUACCAGCGAAUCCUGCAAGCCGUCGACGAAGAAGCAAGCCGAGCAACAGCCGAGCGGCGGCGCCUCAUAUUCCGACUGCGCGGUUUCGGCGGCAUCCUCUGGGGCUGCGGGUCGGCGGAAGAAGAUAACAUUUGCAUGGCGGCCGGGACGCUGGACUGUCGGGAGAUGGAGCCGGCGAUGUGGCGGCUGACGGUGCGGGCGCUGCUCAAGGCGGACGUGUACGGAUUAUCGGACGUUGAUACGACGGAAGCGGAUACGUUGCCGAUACAUAUUGGCCUGAAGGAUAUCGUCAACCAGAUGGAGCAGAAGAGCCGGGCGCGGCACGCUCUUAUGGAUGCGCUGGUAGCAACGGGGAAUUGGCAGCCGCCGGAUUGUGGGAUGGCGCUGCAUACGCAGGGAGAGACGCCGACGUGCCAGAAGGUUAUUGCGAUUGCGAAGGCGGCUAUUGAUGCGUUGGUUAUUGCGUGAGAACGGGGUAUUGGGAGGUGAUACUCGAUUGGGUUAUCUUAUGAUUGCUCGGUCAAGUCAAGGAGUGAGGCUAAUGACGGCUUCGCCUUGCCUGCCUGGCUACUACCUACCGACCUACCGACCUACUGCAAGACUGAUUUUGCUCUAGGUUACCAAUUCCCUGGACCCUGGUUCAUAAGAUAGAGCAGUGAGGCCUUCAGAUCCUAGGUAUCCGGUAUCGACGCUUGGAUAUGUAUCUCUCUUAUCCGGCCUUGACAUCUACUUAAGGAGUAGUAUUAGGGAAUAGGGACUAUAUCACGAGGGCCAGGAUGACGCCUCUUGGGGAGGUUGAUUGGCAGUACAUACCCUUCGCUCAUUGUCGGCCUUCCCGGUCACGACGUGCUGGACGUGUUUCCUCCGCCAUGGGCAUAACUACAUACUACCGUUGAUUGGUCUAACGCGAAAAUGGUCGUGAUGGGAACCGGAUGGGCAUAUGCUACGGGAUCAAAAGACUCUAUGUCACGGGAUUCCCUAAAGUGGGAUCAAUUACGAGAAUAUAGUAAGGGGUCUAUAGCUGUAUAUUAAAUACGUUCAGAAUAGCUAGAUAAACGCUAGUAAUUACGAACUCACUCAACUCAGUCAUUACUAGUUGA